This is a messenger RNA of Pocillopora verrucosa, 588 nucleotides long. RefSeq lists its product as uncharacterized. Lineage: Eukaryota; Metazoa; Cnidaria; Anthozoa; Scleractinia; Pocilloporidae. The record is from RefSeq and is a predicted model, not a curated record.
UGCUUUUUGUGAGCUGUCAUGGAAAACCACUCUUGUUCAAGCAUUUUGGAGACAGAGAACGAAAUGGAUCCAAAACACACUUUUGUUUUUCUGAUUACAGCAGUAUGCUUCCUGGCAGAGGGGACAGCCAGGACGUUUUUUCUCCAAUCCGAGUUCAGAAAACAAAACUCAUGUAUGGGGGGCAAUCUAAUGAAAUUCCACAAAGACACAGCUUGCCAAGCUUUAAAAGGUCCAUGUCAGGCGAAAUGUGAUGGUGCGAGUACAAGAGAUGUCAACACUAGAUUUUCAAUUGUGGAUGUCAGAGGCUUGAGGUGCAUCCAGUUUACUGAUAAGCACUCUAAUACCAAAUACGCAUUAAAGAUCAAGCACGGCACAAAUGAUAUUGUUUUUGAGAAACGGCAAUGUGACAACUCAAUUGGCAGUGAGUUCCUUUUUACAGAGAAGAAAGUUAGUGGAAUGUUUAAGUACAUGCAUCGAAACACGAUGUGCCUUGGAAUAUCUUCCAACUGUGAUGAUACUAAUUUGCAUUUGUUAAUCACUAGAAGCAAUGAUAAGCGAUGCUUAUUCAAAAAGUUCCGACGUCUUUGA